AAAAAUUUUUUAUAAAAAACAAUAACAAAUCGCACUUUGAACCUGAGGCUCAGAGAGAGAGUUUAAUUUUAUGCCAUUGAUGGUGCAUAAAAUUGAUAACAGAGAAGCAAAUACUCCCAUAUUUGCCGUAACUUUUUUCUCGUAAAGCAAAUUUUACGAUAUUCCUGUAUCAAUCUCUCGGUAACAAACUUCAUGAUGACGGAGCUAAAACGUGUAUGUGUACUGGGAGCUGGUAUUGUGGGAAUGACAACCGCUUUGAUGCUGAAAGAGAAACAUGCUGAAGUGGAUGUCACAGUCAUCGCAGACAAAUUCGAACAAGAUACAUUGAGUGAUGUUGCUGCAGGCAUAUUCAGGCCAUCAACAAGUUUCAAAGGACCUACUCCAGAAAUUACAAAGCAAUGGCUUGUAGAUGCCUACCAUCAUUAUAAGGCAAUCCAAGACUCCAAAGAAGCUGCUGAAGCUGGGGUGCAGGAAGUGUCUGGCUACGUGCUAUCUUCAAAGCAUCCUGAAGUAACCAAGAAUCAAUUUUUGGAAGGUCUUUUACCAGUGUAUCGUCCUGCAGAUGAGCUUGAACUUAAAAUUUGUCCGGGCAACUGGAAAUAUGGAGCCUUCUUUACCACACUUGUAAUCGAAAGUCGCUACCAUCUUCCUUGGCUUCGAAAAAAAUUUGAGAUGCUUGGUGGGAAAAUCAUGAAGAAAACAAUUGACAGUUUCAACGACGUAAACGAUUACGACUUAGUAAUGAACUGUACGGGAUUCGGAGCUAAAAAACUGUGUUUGGACCAUGACCUUGUACCCAUACGUGGGCAAGUUUUCAAAGUGAAAGCUCCUUGGGUAAAGAUGUUUUUUUACGGAGAUUACGACACAUACAUCAUUCCCGGAAUCGACUACGUUACUUUGGGUGGUUGCCGUCAAUAUGACAGCUUUAAGCAAGAAGUUGACAAGUAUGAUUCUGCCUCUAUAUGGGAACGUUGCGUAGAGCUUUUGCCAAACUUAGAGAGCGCUGAAAUUGUAAAAGAAGUGGCGGGACUUAGACCGCAUAGGACACCCGUGCGAGUUGAACGAGAAGCCAUUGUUACAUCUGGUGGAAAACAUCUCCAGAUUGUUCAUCAAUAUGGCCAUGGUGGAUAUGGAGUAACAACUGCACCAGGUACGGCGAAGUACGCUGUUAAGUUGGCGGAAGAUGUAUUAGGUGGCCAAAGAUCAAAAGUGCACGCCAAACUUUAAUAUGUUACGGCAGCGUACGGAGCUAUAAGGAUAGCUCUGAACGUGCAAUUUUUUUCCAUGGAACUUAGAGUUAUAAAGUACAACUUAAAGAAUACCCGUCUUUCUUUUUGUGUAUCUUCGAAAUCUAUAAUAAAUGUUAUGUUGUUAAAACUUAAA
Messenger RNA from Daphnia carinata, 1383 nucleotides. RefSeq names its product D-aspartate oxidase-like (gene Daao1). NCBI's taxonomy places the organism in Eukaryota, Metazoa, Arthropoda, Branchiopoda, Diplostraca, Daphniidae. The transcript has 7 exons. Bases 193 to 1227 code for a protein of 344 amino acids. The record is from RefSeq and is a predicted model, not a curated record. Gene Ontology annotation, molecular function: D-amino-acid oxidase activity; FAD binding.